This is a messenger RNA of Amyelois transitella, 670 nucleotides long. RefSeq names its product vesicle transport protein GOT1B. Lineage: Eukaryota; Metazoa; Arthropoda; Insecta; Lepidoptera; Pyralidae. The coding region runs from base 145 to 579 and encodes 144 amino acids. The record is from RefSeq and is a predicted model, not a curated record. Gene Ontology annotation, biological process: endoplasmic reticulum to Golgi vesicle-mediated transport; retrograde transport, endosome to Golgi. The transcript has 6 exons. Gene Ontology annotation, cellular component: membrane; endoplasmic reticulum.
CGUUUGACAGUUGUAAAAUUCGAUACCAAAUAUGACGUGGAGUUGUAGGUUAUGAAUUUGUGUAUUUUUAAUUAAUAUUAAUUAAAUGAGAUAGUUUGUUAUACUAUUCUAGUUUUAAAGUUUUGUAAUAACUUAUUCUAUAAAAUGAUUGAGAUAUCAGACGUACAGAAGAUUGGAGUGGGUCUGGUUGGGUUCGGUAUGACGUUCCUGUUCCUUGGCAUACUCCUGCUGUUCGACAAAGGAUUGCUAGCCAUCGGAAAUAUACUCUUCAUAAGCGGUCUAGCGUGCAUCAUAGGGCUCCAGAGGACCUUCUUCUUCUUCUUCCAGCGGCACAAAGUGAAGGCAUCCGUGGCCUUCUUCAGCGGCAUAACGAUAGUGCUGUUAGGAUGGCCCAUGGUGGGAAUGAUUGCGGAGAUAUACGGAUUCCUUUUGUUAUUUAGAGGUUUCCUGCCAGCCGCUGUAAAUUUCCUAAGAAUGGUUCCAGUGUUAGGUUCACUACUGAACCUACCAAUUAUAAGUGGGAUCGUCAACAGGAUAGCAGGCGACACUGGCCGCAACAUGGAAGGAAAAUCAUUAUAGCACCUUAAAUAUUGUGAUCUACACGUGUGUGAGCGACUGUACAUUCCGAAUUUAAAUUUAUUGUACCUACUAUUAAAUAUACCUACCUGCA